Plasmodium malariae is the source of this 2817-nucleotide messenger RNA. Its product is annotated as conserved Plasmodium protein, unknown function. Bases 1 to 2817 code for a protein of 938 amino acids. Lineage: Eukaryota; Apicomplexa; Aconoidasida; Haemosporida; Plasmodiidae. The record is from RefSeq and is a predicted model, not a curated record. The transcript has a single exon.
AUGCUAAAGAAAAAAAAAAAAGAUACAAAUUUAAAAGAAAAAUUAAAAAAUGUAGUGAAUGGAAUGACUGAUAAAAGCUCAGAAAAGGGGCAGAAAAAGACGGUGGAAAAAUCAGACGAUUAUGACAUAAAAUAUUUAGAGGAAAAGGAAAAUGAAAUCGAAAAAAUAUCUCGUAAAAUAUAUGAAGAAAAUAGUAAAAUAAAAAAAAUAAACUUACAUCAUAAAAUAAUCAAGGAAGAGUUAGAAAAGAAACAAUUAAUUGAUCAAACAGAUAAAAAAAAGAAAAAUUCCCUUGACUAUUACCAAAAAAUUACUGUGAAAUUGCAGAAUAAUAUAAAUAACAUUGAAGAGUACACAAAUAAUAUUACCAACGAUAUAAAUAUUUUAAAAAGUAUUAUAGAUGAUGAAAGGAAUGAGAGAAUUAUAUACAACAAUAACAUGAAAAUUCUAAUUAAUGAAUAUAACACAUUAAAAAAAAGUAUCAGCAAUUUAACAUUACAGGAAAAAGAACAAGCUUCCCAAAACGAGAAGCUAAAAUUCGAGCUAAAUGAACUGAAUAAAGAAAAAGAUACUAUAGAAAAAAAGCACAGAGAAGAUUUUAAAACACUACAGCAAAAAUUAAAAGAGCAAAAAAUUUUAUCCUCAGAACAAAAAAUACACGAAUUGAUAAAAAUGAAAAACAAUAUUAAGGGCAGGAAAAAAAGCAAUAAAACUAUGGAACAUGAAAGAGAAGUAGAAGAGGACGAUGAAGAAGAGGAGGAAGACGAUACGGUGAGACAAAUAACAGAAAAACACUACGGCAGUAACAGUAACAGUGGUAAUAUCAGUGACAAUAACAGUAACAAUAACAAUGACAAUAACUUCGAAAGCGCUAUGAAUAAUGCCUACCUAAUUGAAGACUAUGAAGACGAAAAGAAGAAAAAAUUGAACGCAAAAAUUGUGCUCCUAAAAAAAUUGUGUCUAAGGAUAUUAUUCAUUAAUGAAUAUCAAAAACAGAACAUCAAAAAGUUAGAAGAAAAUAUAGAAAAUAUGAACAGUGCAAUUAACUCUAUAAAUUUAUUAACAUCUAAAAAAGGAGAUUUCGACCAUAUCAUAAUAAACUUAAAUGCGUCAAAGGACAAGAAUUAUAGUCUCAUAUCAAGAAUAAAUCUAUUAAAUUAUGAGACAAACGUAUUAAUAAAAUUAAAUAAAAAAAUGAAGGAAAAAUUUAGAAAUAUAAAUGUUGAUAAUGAUGAAAUUAUUAAUUUAAAAAAAGAAAUUACUAGCAAAAUGAAUGAUAAAAUGACCUAUAUUAAAACUUCUCUACUUAAUAAUCAAGAAACGUGUAAAUUAAAAAAAAAAUGUUUUCAUGAAUGUUUAACUUAUUUAAAAUAUUUAUAUGAAUUUAUUAAGAAAUAUGAAAAUAAUAACGAUAAAUUAAAUUUAAGAAACCAAAUUAUAAAUAAAGAAAGAAAUUUCCAUUUCAGUUAUAUUCAUAAGUAUAAUGAAGAAAUAUUAGUUGAUGAAAAUCAUUUAAAUGACUUCUUAAUAUUUAUUGAAAAGUAUAUCUAUGCACUUAACUUUUACCUUCCUACACCUCCAUUUAAUUAUAAACAAUUUCUUAUAGAAAAUCCCAAUUUUCAUAACAUCCCCUUCAAUUCUAUGGAUUAUUACCAAACCAAUGCAUCCAACCAAUUGCACGAAUUCAUUUCUACAGAAAAUAUAAACAUUAAAAAUGAACCCAUCAAAACUGAAAUGGUGCUUCCACAUAGCAAUGAAAGUUAUAUUACCGCUGAUAGAAAUGCUAUGAAUAAUGACAAUAGCAAUAAUUUAUCAAUGCAUUCUUCCACCAAAAAUAUUAACAACAAUGAUGAAGAAGAAACAGUAAAUGUAGAACACACAAAAGAACUAAAUAAACAUUUAGAAAAUAGAGAAAUUACGAAUAAAGGAGAAGACAAUGAACUAGAUGAGGUCAAUCAAAGGGGGGAAGAUGAUGUAUUAUCAGGAAAUGAAAAGGAGGAGCAGCAUGAUCAUAACAUGGAAAGAGACAAAGAGGCGCAGAAUACUUCAGAACAUAGAAUGAAAGAGGGUCAUAACUUAGAUGUAAAAGAGGAGAGUCAUAACGUAGAUGUAAAAGAGGAAAAUCAAAAUGUAGAUGUAAAAGAGGAGAAUCAUAACGUAAAUGAAGAAGAGGAGGGUCAAAACGUAUAUAUAGAAGAGGAGAAAUAUAAUUUGGAGGAUAUAAAAGAGGAGAUCCAUAAUUUGGAAGACGUACAAGAGAAGAGUUACAAUUUGGAUGAUGCAAAAAAGGAGGGUCAUAAUUUGGAUGAUGUACAAGAGGAGAGUAAUAAUUUGGAUAAUGUAAAAGAGGAGAGUAAUAAUUUGGAUGAUGUAAAAGAGGAGGGUCAUAAUUUGGAAGACGUACAAGAGGAGGGUCAUAACUUAGAAGAUGAGAAAACAAACAACAGCAACUUGCAAAAAGAAAUAGAGCAAGAUAAUAUCUUACAAAAUGAUAAAAAAGAGGAUAAUUUGCAAAUCGAAAAAGAAGACAACAAUUUACACAGCAAAAUAGAAGAUGACAAUACAAACAUCGAUAAAGAAGAUAAUAAAGCACAUAAUGAUAGCGAAGAUGACAAAGCACAUAUUGAUAACGAAGAUAGCAAGGCACAAAGCGAAGAAGAAAAAAGUGUUAAAACAAAUGAAGGAAAUGAGAAUUAUAUGUUAAGUCAUUUCAGCUCUCGCAAUAUUGAAUAUGAUGAACUGAAAGAGGAAAUUCCAAGUGAACUCUUAAUUAGCAAAUACGAUUCUUCUAAAAACAAUACAACCACCACAAAUUAG